CGGCGCGAUAUAAUCGCGUGCAGCGUUGAUGGCACAGAGCAGUGGCGACCCAUGCGCUAAUAUCAGUCCAGAUGCAUCUGAAAUGACCUACAAAACACCUCAGCGUCUCAAGUGUUUCGGGUCCUCCUGUUCUGAACUCAAAUAACCGCAAACGAGCGAAUUUACAGUGCAUCGGAUUUAUUUCACUGCGGAGAACCAAAACUGCUCCUUCAAUCAAUCUACCAGGCGUGAGAUGACAAAGGUACCCUUUAAUGGAGCUGCCUGGAGGUUUUAAGUGGUGCUGAUGUCCAGAGCCAGGGAGCGGCAGAUGCCAGCGUGAAGGGAGGGCUGGCCUGAGGAAGAGAGAAGAGGAAGAGAGAGGAGGAAGGGAGGUGGCCGCCGGACCCGAGAACGGAGGCAGCUUCACGCUUAGUGAAUGCAGCUGGAUAUGUCUCAAAAGAAGAUAUUUCUAGUAUUAAUAACCAUCAGUACUGUCAGCCUGCUUCUGCACCAUGGGGGUCACUUGAACUUAACAUUGGAGGCCUUCUGGUUGGGGUGUCCAUCCUCCACGCUUUCCUUUACCCAGGGCAGUAGUGAUCCUACUCCUAAACACACCAGUGUAGCCUUCUUGAAGACGCACAAAACAGCCAGCUCCACUGUGCAGAACAUGCUCUUCCGCUUUGCUGAACGUAACAAUCUCACCGUGGCGCUGCCCAUUACCACCUGUGACCAUCAAUUCUGCUAUCCUCGGCCCUUCAGUGCCCACUUCGUCCACCCACAUACGACACCUCCGGACAUCAUCACCAAUCACUUACGGUUCAGCCGUGCUGAGCUUCGACGCCUCAUGCCCAACAACACAGUGUACAUAACAAUAUUGCGGGAACCAGGAGCCAUGUUUGAGUCCCUGUUUAGCUACUAUAAUCAGUACUGCCUUAGCUUUAAACGUGUUCCAAAUGGCUCUUUAGAAACUUUUCUGGACCAUCCAUGGAGCUACUAUCGUCCAGAAGAAAAGGAUUCGAUGUACGCAAGAAAUACGCUGACCUUUGACCUAGGUGGCGACAAGGACCGUCCGUCGUCAGAAGCACCGGCGUAUGCGAAGCGGUUUGCUGUGGAGGUGGAGCGAGUGUUCUCGUUGGUUAUGAUAGCAGAACACUUUGACGAAUCGCUAGUGCUACUACGCCGCUUGUUGUCGUGGGACCUCGACGAUGUUCUGUAUGUCAGUCUUAACAUGAGGACCACCGACUCUAAAAGCAGCCUUUCCAGUGAAAUUACAACCAAAAUCAGAGCCUGGAAUGCCAUAGACUCCGUACUGUACGAUCACUUCAAUGCCUCAUUGUGGCGGCAACUAAGAGCAUUGGGACUAGCAUGCGUCGAGCGGGAAGUCCAGCUGUUGCGUCAGUCUCGGGAUCGACUUGUACGUGGCUGCUUCGGUGGACAUUUGCCACCACUUCGUUCGGCUUCUCAGAUCACAAAUAAGGAAUUACGGCCCUGGCAGCCGAGCGCCAAGGUGGCGAUUGUUGGGUAUGAUUUACCAGUCAACGUAACACACAAAGGCCACGUGCCUCCGCGAGAUGACUGUUUAAAGAUGAUAAUGCCAGAAGUGCAGUAUACACGGCUGUUACUCCGAUCAGAGUCGCUGCGUUAUCGGAAGCGAUUUCUGCGGCACUCCCAGCAGACUUUACACGCCGCCGGACAGGUUCGGGUGCAUAAAGAGUUUCCGAGUUUGCUACCGCGACCGUCAGGGACUAUGGCUCGGAGCACCAGAGGGGCAAUGACCAGCAUAAAAGGAUAGUUAAACUGCGUUUAUUCCUCUCUUGAGUUGGACUGCAGGUAGAUUUCCAUGAGAUGUUGGUCAUACCUGUACAGCAUGAAUGUGAGCACACACUCAACUCUUAUUCUAAAAGUUGACACAAACACACACAAUCUGUGUGUUUGUGUACUUCUCAAAAUGAAUUAUAUAUUCAAAAAUAUAUUCUCAAGGCAUAAAAGCAACAUGGAAUAUCUCUUACUUUAAAAAGACCAUUUCUGCUUAUUUAUUCCUUUGUAUUUAAGCCACUGUGUUUUUACUACACUGACACUAACAGUCUCACGACACCGGGUUUAGAUGGUUUCUAGCUGGUCCAAGCUGGUCUAAAUGGUUGAUCAGUUAUUUUACCAGCUGGUGGGGUGGGGUGGGGCUGACCUUACGGACCAUUAUAGUCAAGCUGGUUUGACCCUUACCAGCAACAAACAAGCUAUUAUGACCUUGAGCCUUUGUCUACUGGUAUACUGUAGAAAAUUUUUGUUUGUAUUUCAGGCCUCUGGUAAUAGAAGACUUACAGCUGAGCAAAUGCACCUUGUAAUACAUGCUGAGACUGCGCCUGAGCCAUAAGACACAUAUAUGUGGGUGGCAUAGUGUGUUAGUGAUGAUGCAACCUUCUCAAUAGACCUAAUUUAAAUUUUACCCUCUCCUUGGGCAGUGCUUGGGUUACAAAGCCCUACAUUUAAAACACUCAUCCUUUACUAGAUGCUGAGAAUAAGUGAUGAAUGAAAUACAUAGGCAAUGAAGAGUUACUCUGAUAAGUUUUCUUUUGUUCUAAAGUGUUCUCAGUUUUGGGGAUAAUGCUUUAUGGUGCAGUGUUGCAAAUAUGUCAUGUUUAUUGUUUAUAUUAGGAAAUAAAACUCUACAUUGUUAGAAAGAAUCAAACUGAAUUUCGAUCUGUAGGAGCAACCAAUGCUGAAACAUACUGUAUUGUACGUUAAACAAUGGCAAAACGGAGGUCAGUUUGGGGAGCCAGUUGUUAUUUUUGCUAUUCUGUCUGACGGUUUAGAAAUUACACACUGUUGUUUGAAAUCUGACACAUUUGCAGUCACAUAUGUCUCAAGUAUGUCGCUGGUCUAACCUCCGACAAUGUGAUCUGACGGUGGAAUGUAAAACCAUAGUCAAGGUUGUACAUUUGAAGUUGGCUAUUUGACUUUGAUGGACUCUACAACACUACAUCACUUUUAUUGAAGCCACCAAAUAGAAACUGAAUACCUCACAGCCUCUAGAACAUAUAUUUUAUUUUCUAAUACUGAUUUUUUUGCCAUCCAACACCUUUUCUGGAAGGUUUCUUGAGGAACACCAAGAACAUGGACAAGCUUCCUGCUUUCAUUCAAACGUUCCUGCAAUAAGAAUAUCACUAAUUCCACUACUCUUUGUCCUAAAGCUAUUUUAUUCCAUUAUCCUGAGUGAAGAAGACAUUUUUAUACAUCAUCAUUUGAUAAAAGAUCUCACUGGCAUAUUUUUAAUAAAGCCAUAUUGUAUUUUAGAGAAAUUUGUGUUUUUGAGCAAUAUAGCAAUGGUAUGCAAUUCUACUGGAUACCGUAAUGUAAUUACUAGUCUGAACAUAGAUCAAAGUGACAACAAGCAUUUUCAAAAUGGUUAUCCUCCCAUGAAUCAGCUUCCAUCUUUCCGGGUGGUCUAGAAGAUGCCUGAGACAGAAUAUACUUUAAGUAGUCUGGAAUUUAAUUGACAUGGAUCUAUGCUGUAAACCAUUAAGCCACACAAAUGCCAAUACAAGGUGUAUACAGUUUAGCAUUCCACCUCCUAAAGGGAUAGUUCACCCAAAAUUUAAUUUUGUCAUCAUUUACUCACCCUCAUGUCAUUCUAAAUCUGUGUGACUGACUGACUUAUGCAGAACACAACUAAUAUUUAAAAAACCGUUGGUAACCAAACAACAUUGGCACCCAUCGAUUUCCAUUGUAUGGACACAAAAUUGACAGAAGAGUAUAAGUUCCCCUUCAGUCGGUCUCUCGAUGUUGUGUUGAGAGACAAACUGGGGUUUGAUCUUGAAAAACUAUUAUCUCCGGGAGGAAUUUUAAAACACCAAUGGGCUUGGUGAAUGGCACACGCAUGCCAGUCCCCGCCCCGUGCAUAUGGGUAUAAAAGGGAGGUGGCGGUGGACAUUCACUCAUCCUUCGGAACCUGCAUGACGGUACAUGUCAAGCGAUUAUUCUCUUCGAGAAUUCUCCUUCCAGACUGCUGGAUUUACGGCGUGGAGCAGCAGAUUUCUCCCUCUCGGUAGUGGACUUCCCCUGGGUGUCUAGGCAGCGAGCUGCAGAUAUUUCUAAAAAGAGCAAAUUUCCUCUCACAGUCUGUGCUGUCUUCGGGCAUGUGUCGCAGCUGUGUUCUUGGGUAUGACAGACUCAUUCCCGAGUCAGACGGGCACGACACUUGUAUUGCUUGUUGGGGUUCCAGCAUGCACUCGCAGGACUCGUCGAUUAAGGUGUUGCGGUCACGGUUGGCUACAUUCUCUGGAAUUCUCUGGAAUGUAGCCGCAAACCCGUCUGUUUCCCGAGCAUCUACUGCCGUUUCGGCGAGGUUGACUGUUUCGGCGAGCGGCGGGGAUGAUUGGGGAUUGACAUGGAUGUCACUCCGCCAGUUUCGGCUCGCGGAUCAUCCGUGCCCUUGCACGCUCACCUGGCUCGUCCCUGAUGGGCGGCGGUGUACCGUCCCAUAGCGGGCAGACUCGACAACGGGAUGGGUACGAACUUUCUGUCAUAACGUCGGACAGCUACCUCCUAGCAUCGGAUACGGAGACCCCUUGGAGCUCCCGCCUCCAAGCGGUCAAGCCCAAGAUGAGGCGACGCAGAGAUGACGGCCGUGCCUGACCUGGAGGUGCAUAAGGAGCUCACAAAGAGGUGGAAUAUGCCGUUCACAGCAUAGGAGCCGUGGGCUCAGGAGCUGUUACUUCCCUGGACGGUGGGGCAGCUAAGGGAUAUGUCGAUGUCCCCCAGGUGGAAUGUGCAGUCGCAGUGCACCACAGACGCUGCCACUUGGAGGGGUCAACCAAGGCUCCCUUCCCGGGCAUGUAAGCUCUUUGACGAAGACUUACGAUGCUGUGGGUUAAACUGCUUCCGCCUUCCAUGCUAUGGCGGUAUGUCAGGCCCAUAAUGCUAUGGCGACCCAUUGGGUCAUAUGUCAAAGCAUUAGGAUCUGGUUGAGGGGAAGGCUGACCCGGCUGCGCACCGCCACCGGUCUUGCGCCUCGUGCGACAAAGGUCAUGGCGGGUGCUCUGGGUCGGACGAUGUCCAGGAUAGUGGUCCAAGGGAGACAUCUGUGGCUCUAUCUUGCGUAGUGACGCUCAGAAGGCUCGCCUUCUAGAUGCGCCCAUCUUGCAAGCGGGGCUGUGUGGUGACACCGUGGAGGUUCUCCGUGGUGAAGAAGCAGACUGCUCCACCGUGACCCGGCCACCUAUCGCUCGUUAAGGUCCCGAGCGCAGCUUGCCACCCAGCAGCCCCGCCCCCGUGGUGGUCCCUCUGGUAUUGGGGCCCUCCAGACGACGGCCCGCUAGAGAUGCAGAGCCCUGUGGGAGGGGGCUUCUGCCCCAUUGGGAACCCGCCUAAAGACAGAGCGGCCCUGACCGGAUGAGCCAGGGGGAUUGAGAGUACAACGGGGGAUUGAGAGUACAACGGGCGGUCUGGCCCUGUCUUCCCAGGUUUUUACCAAACUCGCUGAGGCUGCCUUAGCUCCCCUCAGGGAGCAAGGCGUGCGCACAGGGACCUCGUGCUUCGGCACCUAGACCGACUGGGUCUUCGGGUCAACUGAGAAAAGAGCAAGCUCUCCCCGGCGCAGAGCUCUUUUUAUCUCGGUAUGGAACUCGACUCUGUCCGUAUGUCAGCGCAUCUCACUAGUGAACGCGCACAGUCGCUGCUGACCUGUCUGAAACACUUCAGACGGACAUCAGCGGCCCCGCUGAAGAACUUUCAGAGGCUCCUGGGGCACAUGGCAUCCUCGGCAGGGGUUAUCCCUCUCGGGUUGAUGUACAUGCGACUGCUUCAGCACUGGCUUCAGAGUCGUGUUCCUUGGAGGGCGUGGCACACCGGCACCAGGCGCAUUACGGUGAUGCCUCAGUGCCUUCGCACCCUCACCCCUUGGUCGGAUCUGGCUUUUCUCCGAGUCCACUCGGGCAUGUUUCGAGGUGCGUAGUGGUUGCAACAGACGCCUCCCUGCAGGGGUGGGGUGCCAUGUGCAACGGGCAUGCAGUACCGGGCCAGUGAACGGGAUCCCGUCUGCGGUGGCACAUCAACUGCCUAGAGUUGUUGGCUGUCCUUUUGGCACCGAGGAGGUUCCUACCCCUCGUGCAGGACGAGCAUGUGCUGGCGUACUGCCGUGGCGUACAUCUAUUGUCAAGGCGGCAUACGCUCACGGUAGAUGUCACAACUCACCCGACGCCUCCUCCUCUGGAGUCAGCAGGUGAUCAAAUCCCUGCGAGCCACCUUCAUCCCAGGCAACCUGAAUCAGACUUCUUUAGGAAGAGAAUCAGAUUCUCUUCCUAAAGAGAGACUCGAGAGCAACAUCUCCCCAUCCAUGCUGAAAAUGUAUGUAUAGAAUAGAAUAGAAUGAGCUUUAUUGGCCAAGUAUGUUUCCACAUACGAGGAAUUUGUUAUAGUGACAGAAGCUCCACAGUGCAACAGAAAGACAGCAACAGGACAGAACACAGAUGAUAAAAAAAUAAAAAAUAAUAUACAAUAAUAUAGAAAUAGGCAAUGUACAAAACAGCAAAAACACAAUAUACAAUAUAGACAAUUAUGUAUGUACAGGUCUGAUAUGUGCAAAUUUGGUGAAUAAAUAAUGUAAAAUAGAGUUGUGUGUUCCGCGUUUAAUGUCAAGUGUUCAUAAAAUGGAUUGCCUGAGGGAAGAAACUGUUCCUGUGUCUGGUCGUUCUGAUGCUCAGUGCUCUGUAGCGUCGACCAGACGGUAACAUUUCAAAAAGGGAGUGUGCUGGGUGUGAGGGGUCCAGAGUGAUUUUACCAGCCCUUUUGCUCAUCCUGGAUGAGUACAGUUCUUGGAGAGUGGGGAUGGUUGUCCCAAUGAUACGCUCAGCAGUCCGGACUACCCUUCGUAGUCUUCUGAGAUCAGAUUUGGUAGCUGAGCUGAACCAGACAGUUAUAGAAGUGCAGAGGAUGGAUUUGAUGAUGGCAGAGUAGAACUGUUUCAGCAACUCCUGUGGCAGGUUGAACUUCCUCAGCUGGCGAAGGAAAUACAGCCUCUGCUGGGCCUUGUGAGAGUCAAUGUGAGUGUCCCACUUCAGAUCCUGAGAAAUUGUGGUGCCCAGGAAUCUGAAUGACUCCACUGCAGUCACAGUGCUGUUCAUGAUGGUGAGUUUGGGGAGAACAGGGGGCUUUCUCCUGAAGUCCACGAUCAUCUCCACAGUUUUAAGCGUGUUAAGCUCCAGGUUGUUAAGACCAGGGGGGGCUGUCUCCAAACAGAGAUUGGCGCACUGGAUCGUGGAUGCCAUUACUUUGGCAUACUCGUCCCAAGAUCACCCGUGCCCGCUUGGAGUGAGAUCCCACUCCACCCGGGGUGUGGCCUCCUCCGGGGCACUGGUGCAGGGCGCUUCUCUGGCAGACAUAUGUAGUGCUGCUGGUUAGGCUACGCCCAGUACUUUCGCGAGGUUUUACAACCUCCGUGUGGAACCAGUGUCAGCCCGUGUCUUACACGCCACCGGCAUGUGAGGCCGGCAACUGGGUUGGGCGUACACUUGUGAAAGCGCCUUCUCCCCCUCCCCGGGCGAGUCUAGCGCACUAUUCUAGCCUCCCCACUUCCCCCCUUAGGAUGAAGUACAGGCAUUCUAUCCAUCACUAAGCAUUGGCAAUUGUGGUAAUAGACCGGGCGGAGCGGUCUGUUGUAACCAAGUCCAGUACUGGUAGAGUCACCCCUGCUCAGCUGGAUCCCUAUACACGGACUGUUGCCCCAUACCGAGUGACUCCCCUGCAGGGUCGUCCCCGUAUGUUGAUUCUUCACUCUUGGUUCCCCUGUCGGCGAACCUGUGACCUCCCCUCCGGUGGGUUACCUCACCUGGGUUCUGUCCCCCCUACUCGGGCUGGCGCAUUUUUUCGCAUGUUGUUCUCCCCACCGGUGAGACCAUGUUGGUGUCCUCACAUGUAACCUCCCCUUGUGGCAGAAUGUGGCCUCCGUAGCAUGCUCUUCAGCAAGAAGAGCAGUGUUUCCCCAGUGUUCCUCACGGUGCUGGGCAGCGUCUCGCUAAUAGAGACGAACGCCACCGUCCGUGCGGCCAUCAGUACGAGCCUCUCAGUAGGUUAUUAAGUACUGAUCCCACUGGAAGUUUCGUGGUAGCGCUCACUUGUGACUCGCUAGUCUAGUCAGUGUCGCUCCGCUUGAGGUCGUGAUAUGGCUCAGCGCCGUGGCGUGUUGAGAUAGGUCCCCAGUCUGUCUCUCAACACAACAUCGAGAGACCGACAGAAGGGGAACAUCUCAGUUACGACUGUAACCUCCGUUCCAUGAUGGAGGGAACGAGACGUUGUGUCUUCAUGCCACAAUGCUUCGCCGACCCUCUGUAGCGACCGGGAGAUGUCUCUCAGGUUCCUCAGCCCAAAAGAUGAGUGAAUGGCCGCCGCCACCUCCCUUUUAUACCCAUAUGCACAGGGCGGGGACUGGCGUGCGUGUGCCAUUCACCAAGCCCAUUGGCAUUUUAAAAUUCCUUUCGGAGAUGAUAGGUUCUCAAGAUCAAACCCCAGUCUGUCUCUCACACAACAUCUCGUUCCCUCCAUCAGGGAACGGAGGUUACAGUCGUAACCAAGACGUUUUGAUUGACAUGAUGAUGAAUAAAUGAUGACAAAAUUUAGACAGCUCUUUACCAACAAUUUUUGAACUACAAUACAUGUCCAGUCACAUGUUAAAUUGUUCUUCACAACCAAGACUAAAUAGCAUUUCUUUGUAAAGCAUUUUGAGGUGGUCAUUGUAGAAGUGACCUCUUUAUUCUCUACGAACAAAAAAAACACCUUGAGAGAGAUUGGAGAUAUGCAUACUGAAAUAGACAUACUGAAAUAGGUAAUGAGAAUUUCAAUUUCUUUCGCAAUUAAAAUACUCAUUACCAUGCCUACACAGAAUCUUUUGUGAUUCACAAAAUGUACAUCUCCAACCCAUCUGCAUGUGUGUUUAAGUAUUUUGGAUCAUUUUGAUAGUGUUUAUAUACAUCGUAAUAUGAGCUUAAUCUAAAAUUCCAUUUUGUUCCAAUCCAAUUUGAAGAAUUUCACAGAUUUUCCUCAGAAGAGCAGAGCAUGUCUACAGCGUCCAUUUGGGCCUGUCCAUUGGGUAUUUAGUAGUGUAAAUAUAAUAGAUUUCAGUUUCAUGAAAAAGGAACAACAGAAUUCUGGGUAAAAUUUUAAGGAUGAAGAGCAAACUCAUUCUUUGUCCUUGUUUGAGUUAUAAUGCAAGUAGAUGAUUUGGACACAAACAAUUAAGUGUGUUGUCAUCUUUAAAUGUAAUACAAAAGCAGAAUUACAAGUGAUUUUCCUAAUUUACUGUAUACAAAGCAAAAAUAAAAAAGCUGCUGUACUGUAUAUUGUAAUAGUGUGAACAUUUCGAAGACUGUGAAGACAGAAUGAGAUUUAUUCUGUGAAGCAUUGGGCUUUUCUGUGUAUGAAACUGGCUACAUGUUGUAUGUUAAAAUGACACUACAUUCUGUUCCAUCAAAUGUAUUCUUUUAUGUAUUUAUUUAACUGCUACAUUAAGCAAUCUUUUUAAAUCUGUUUAGGGGCUUUGAAUUGAAUGCUUCUGACAAUCUCAGUUUGGCUUCUUAAGCCGUGUGAAGAGGGAUGUAAUAAUAUUGACCAUUAAAUCUGGA
This is a messenger RNA of Triplophysa rosa, 9590 nucleotides long. It is a transcript of the gene gal3st3, whose product is annotated as galactose-3-O-sulfotransferase 3. The record is from RefSeq and is a predicted model, not a curated record. Gene Ontology annotation, biological process: glycolipid biosynthetic process. The coding region runs from base 416 to 1771 and encodes 451 amino acids. Gene Ontology annotation, cellular component: membrane. The transcript has 4 exons. Gene Ontology annotation, molecular function: galactosylceramide sulfotransferase activity. Lineage: Eukaryota; Metazoa; Chordata; Actinopteri; Cypriniformes; Nemacheilidae.